This is a messenger RNA of Chrysochloris asiatica (Cape golden mole), 2277 nucleotides long. Its product is annotated as piggyBac transposable element-derived protein 4-like. The transcript has 4 exons. NCBI's taxonomy places the organism in Eukaryota, Metazoa, Chordata, Mammalia, Afrosoricida, Chrysochloridae. Bases 1 to 2277 code for a protein of 758 amino acids. The record is from RefSeq and is a predicted model, not a curated record.
AUGGAAACAGAAUCAAAGAAAGCUGUGGCUCAGAAUCUUCAGACUCCAGAGGAGAUGGAUGGACUUCUGAUAAUGAAGGUAGAAGAAGAAGAUUUUACAUGGAGACAGGACACUUGCUUACAGAGAAGUGAUCCCCUCAGACAGGAGCUCUGCCGGCAACUAUUUAGACAAUUCUGCUACCAGGACUCCCCUGGGCCCCGGGAGGCACUGAGCCGGCUCCAGGAACUCUGCCGACAAUGGCUGCAGCCAGAGACCCACAGCAAAGAGCAGAUCCUGGAGCUGCUGGUGCUGGAGCAGUUCCUGGCCAUCCUGCCUGGGGAGCUACAGAGCUGGAUUCGAGAACAUUAUCCAGAGAGUGGAGAGGAAGCAGUGACAAUACUAGAAGAUUUGGAGAGAGGCACUGAGGAAGCACUACUCCAGGCACCAGCCCAUGAACAUGGACAAGAAAUUCUCAGGAGAAAGGUGGCAUCUCAAGAACCAGCCCUUAGUGUCCAAUUCCAGUCAGUAGAGACUAAGAACCUUUAUGGAUCUUCAGAACCCCAGCUCCUGCUGGACUGCGAAAUGGCCUAUUUUAAGAAGGAUGAAGAAAUUCUAGAUCAUCUUUUUUCUCUACCCGACAACGAAGAGGACUCAGAGGAGGAGUGUGAUGAGGAUGCCUCACAGGAGCUUACCCGUCUCGUGGUCCCUACAGCACAUUCUGAAGGUAGGAACCGAAACACUGACAUGGUAGUAGAGAAUGAAGAAGCAGCCGAUGUUGCAGAGGAAAGGGUUGAAGCAGAAGGUGGUGCCCAUGAUGAGAGGGAAGGAAAUGAAGGGGAAUGGUGUGAGGAUGUCUCCUACUUUGACAGUCUAACGACCUCACUUCAGCAUCAUGCCAAAGUUUAUCCAGACUUGACCAAUACAGACACAGAGGUGGAUUAUUUUUUGUCAUUAUUUACGGAAGAGAUUUUGGAAACUAUAAAGGACCAAACAAAUCUUUAUGCAACCCAGGAGCGCACUAGACGGUAUAGGGGGCAGGAGAUUAGAAAAUCAACUGAGAACUGGCAGCCUACAUCUGUAGAGGAAAUAAAGGCAUUCAUUGCUGUGCACAUCCUGAUGGGAAUACACGUCUUGCCGGAACUCAGACAUUAUUGGUCCAGUGACCCCCUCUUGGGUCUUUCCUCAGUUCCAGACUUUAUGACUAAAGCCAGAUUCAAGAAACUGACCGAGAACAUACACUGCAAUGACAAUUCAAAAGCUGUGCCCAAAGGAGAACCUGGCUAUGACCGGCUUCACAAAUUGCGCCCAAUUAUCAAUGCGCUCAACAGUCGCCUCAAGGAGGUGUAUAUGCCAUCAAGUGUCAUGGCAAUUGAUGAAAGCAUGGUGCCAUUCAAAUGCCGUUCAUCAAUAAAACAGUAUAUGCCCAUAAAGCCCAUCAAGCGAGGAUACAAAGUUUGGUGCUUGGCUGACUCACAAACUGGUUUUGUCAGUCAGUUUGAUAUCUAUUGUGGAAAAAAAGGUAUAGAUAGCGAUUCAUCUCUCUCCCUCGGUGAGAGUGUUGUACUUGGAUUAUGUCAUUCAUGGUACCAUUCCCACAGGCUCAUUGCCUUCAGCAAUUAUUUUACAUCCUAUCACUUGAUGAAAAGCAUGAAUGAAAGGGGACUGUAUGCUGUUGGUACAGUGCGAGCAACUAGAAAGGGGCUACCAGACAUGCUGAGGAGGAAAGAUAAUUUACAGCACGGAGAAUUCAGGUUUCGUACGAAAGGAUGUGUGUCAGCAAUAAAGUGGCAGGACAAUAAACCUGUGACAAUUUUGUCAACGUUCCACAAUCCAAAGGAUAUCACUAUUGUCAAAAGAAAGAACAAAGAUGGUUCCACCACAGUAAUCCCAUGCCCCAAAGCAGUUGCAGAAUACAAUGCAAUUAUGGGAGGAGUGGACCACUUUAACCAGAGGCGCGAAAGGUGUGCAAUUGGAAGGCGGUCUCUCAAAUGGUGGCAUCGAUUACUGUAUUUCCUUAUUGACCUUGGCAUUGUAAACAGUUUUAUAAUGUGGAACUGUAACCACGGGGGCAAAUGUGACCAGCUAUCCUUCAGGCUUGCUCUCAUCAGGCAGCUUACUGUGGGCCAGAAGAGGAAAAAAAGAGGAAGGCCCUCCUUUCUGGCGAGGAACAAGCCAGGAGUAAGCGGGGUGCCAGAUGACGUACGUAUCCAGCAGUAUGCAGCCCAAGAGGGAGCUCCUGAGAAUGCUUUCAAGUUUCCCAGGAGGCCUCCUGUUACUCCUGAAAUGGCCCACCGCUAA